AUGCUCCUGCCGGGUCUCACCCUGGUAGUGUCGCCGCUGCUGGCGCUCAUGACCGAUCAGCUCCACGGUCUGCCCCCGGCGCUGCCCGGCGCCGCGCUUCGCAGCGAUCAGAAACCCGCGCAGCUGUUCGGUACCCUGGAUGAGUUGCGAGCCGGGCGCCUAAAGGUGCUCUUCGUGUCCCCGGAGAGGUUGCUAAACGAGAGGUUUCUGUCUGACCUGCGAUGCGUGCCCGGAGGCGUGUCACUGGCGGUCGUGGACGAGGCACACUGCGUCUCCGAGUGGUCACACAACUUUCGUCCGGCGUACCACCGCCUGGGACGCAUCCUUCAAUCCCGGCUUCAGCUUCAAGGUCCGGUGCUGGCACUCUCAGCCACAGCCACCGCGCGCACUGAGCGCCAUCUCAGGUCUCAGCUGUGUAUCCCGAAGGAGGGUGCGUAUCGCAACGACACAAUCCGGCCGAACCUGACACUGGCCGCCAUGCGUGUUCCGGCCAACUCCAGGGAUCCCACCCUGUUUUACAUGCUCACGAAGGAGCCGGAGUACAGCGAGGGAUCGGUCAUCGUCUACACAGCGUUUCAGAACCAGGCAGAGACGGUGGCUGCGUACCUGCAGACCAAGGGCGUCGUCGCCAAGGCUUACCACGCGGGUCAGGAGCCGAAGGAUCGCGCCAGAACCCAGGCGCAAUUCUUUGGCGGCAGCGUGCGGGUGGUCGUCGCGACGGUUGCCUUCGGCAUGGGCCUUGACAAGCCCGACAUCCGCGCCGUGAUCAACUACAGCCUUCCGAGGUCACCUGAGGCGUACAUUCAGCAGGCGGGGCGCGCCGGUAGAGACGGACAGCCGGCGCGGUGCGUGUCGUUCAUCGACCCUCAGGACUUUACCAGGCUUCGAUCGUUGUCAUUCACCGACGGCGUGGACAGGCCAACGGUGCUGAAGCUCCUCGAGAAGGUGUUCCUGGGCAAGCAAAAGGACGCCGUCGCGGAGGGCCGACAGACGGUGGGGGCGCUGAUAGUGCAGAAGCUCGAACGGGAGUUGGACAUGCGCGGCGAGGUGAUCGAGACGGUACUUUCGUGUCUGGAGCUCUGGGACGACGCGGAGAUUUCACGGCGAUGCGCUGCGACGGCGAGUGAGGACGGGGCUGAUGGUGUUGAGGCUCUGGAGGGUGACGCGAGCAACGAAGGCGUGGGACACCUCAUCAGGGUUCUGCCGGACAUGCGCGCCACUUGCGAGCUCAGGUUCCACGGUAAGACGCCCGAGCAGCUGGCGACGCAGUGUCCACUCGUCGCCGCUGUGCUGCAGAUCGGCGGUAAGCCCAAGGCUGGCGCGUACAGAUUCUCUGUGGCUGAGGCUGCGCGCCGCAUGAACGACGGCCUCGAGGAGGUCAGCGCGCAGUUGCAGGCUCUCAGCGCCAACGGGGAGGCUGCGUACGAGCUCACGGACCGAGCCGUCGGGUACGAGAUUCUCCAUCCGCCGCCGGACCUCCGCCAGCUCGCCGCCGCCCUGGCCGAUCACCUCGCUCGCGUCGAGGCGUCUACCGUCGAGAAGCUGGACACCGUGUACGGCGCGCUGGUCGCGGCGGCGGACUGCGAGGAUGACGAAUCGCAGGGCGCGUCGCUCAGAACCAGCCUAGAGGCGUACCUCGGCGGCGACGGCGCGUUCCACGUUCCCGACCUCGCCGACGUGGUCUCCAAGGAGGAGCCGAGGAGGUUGAGGGAUGACGUGAGGGAGCUGCUCACCACGCGAAGCGGCGGGAAGACCGGCGGCGCGGGUGCGAUGUCCGCGCGCGCGGUGGCGAGGGUGUUACACGGACUCGGGUCGCCGGCGUACCCGGCUCAGGAGUGGAGGCGAAACGACAUCGGGAAGCGCAUGUGGGAGAAAUACGUGGGGACGGACUUCAACCUUCUGGUGAAGGUGGCGUCCGAGGAGCUGCUCGCCAUGAGAGGAGUUGUUCGCCAGAAGUAG
Messenger RNA from Micromonas commoda, 1959 nucleotides. RefSeq lists its product with no specific name. NCBI's taxonomy places the organism in Eukaryota, Viridiplantae, Chlorophyta, Mamiellophyceae, Mamiellales, Mamiellaceae. Gene Ontology annotation, cellular component: chromosome; nucleus; cytoplasm. The transcript has a single exon. The record is from RefSeq and is a predicted model, not a curated record. The coding region runs from base 1 to 1959 and encodes 652 amino acids. Gene Ontology annotation, biological process: double-strand break repair via homologous recombination. Gene Ontology annotation, molecular function: four-way junction helicase activity; ATP binding; nucleic acid binding.